AUGAGCGAAGAAAAGGCGAUUUUAGCGAGAUUUCGAGCCGUUAGAGGAGGCAAUCGAGCAGUUAUAACGAAGCUUAUCAACGAAACACGAACGAUUUUCGAGGACGAACAACCAAAUCGAGGGAGAUUAACAACUAUAACGGAUUUGCUAAACGAAAAAACGAGACUGGUUAAAGAUUUGGACGAAAAAAUUAUAAAUAGUUGCGAGGUUAGUGAUAUUGCAAACGAGAUCGAAGAAGCAGACGAACUGAAUUCGCGAAUUUUAGACGUACAACGAGAAAUAAAGGAAUUACUCAACGGUGUGGCUACGAAGUCACCGCAGAAAAAUACAAUCGAAGAUUCAAGCGAUAGUGGAAACGAAGUAUUAUCAGUACCAGAACAGAGUUCAGAACAAUCUACGAUUCCGGAAGUACAGAUAGAAGCAAGUGGAAGUACCAGUUUACGCCCAACCAAUGAUGCACCUCAGCCAGCGCCCACAGAGGUAGGUGCAAUAAAUCCAAACCUGAUUAAUAAUGUUAGCAUUGAUCAUCCCGUCACGCCAUUGCGUCAACAUCAAUCAAAAUUGCCAAAACUUGUUCUACCAAAGUUUAAAGGCGACAUUACGCAAUGGAGAACAUUUUGGGACAGUUUCAACAGUGCUGUGCAUACCAACCAAUUUCUCACUAAUAUAGACAAAUUCAAUCAUUUGAAUUCGUUACUAGAAGGUCAAGCUAAGCGUUCUAUACAAGGUUUGACUUUGUCUGAGCAAAAUUAUCAAGCAGCCAUUGACAUAUUGCAGCAAAGAUUUGGCAAUCAACAGCUUGUCAUCUCCACUCACAUGGACGAGCUCCUAAAAAUUCCGGCAUGUGCUGGUGAUAAGGCUUCCCAGUUGCGAUUUGUCUAUGAUCGAAUAAGUGUAAAUGUUCGAGGACUUGAAGCACUUGGUGUCAAGGCAAGUCAAUAUGGUAGUUUGUUAAUUCCGGUAUUAAUGUCAAAAUUACCCCAAGAUAUACGGCUUCAAAUCGCGAGAAAAACAUCCAAGGAGGUCUGGGAUAUCUCAGAAAUAUUGGACGUAAUCCGAAAUGAAGUGGAAGCCCGGGAAAUGAGCGAAGGUGUUAAGGUGAUUCAGAAUGAAAAACCAAGGUAUCAGUCCAGACCCCCAUCUGCAUCUGCCCUACUUGUGAAUAAUGGUUCCCACAAGGGAAAAAUUCGAUGUGUUUAUUGUAAUGGUGAUCAUUUCUCAGCAUCAUGUGAGAAGGUUCGAGAUAGACAUGCACGAACAGAAAUAUUGCGAAAGGAUCGAAGAUGUUAUGUUUGCCUAAUGUUUGGGCACAUAAGCGCUCAGUGUGAUCCAAAAAGAUCUUGUCGAAAAUGUCAGGGCAAACAUCAUCAAUCGAUUUGCUUGCAGUCAUGUCAACCCCCUGGUCAACACCCUGGCAGUCCACCCCCUGGCAGUCAACCCCCCGGUCAACACCCUGGCAGUCCACCCCCUGGCAGUCAACCCCCUGGCGGCCCUCUAAAUGCAGGUUCUAAACCAUUCAAUCCUGCAAACACACCUUCAACUGGGAACCAACAACCAUCAACAACUGCUACAGUUCAAUCACAAUCUGCCACAACAGCAAGUAAUCAAACGAAGGGCGGUGUCAUGCUUCAAACUGCAACAGCAUCUGCAAUCAGUUAUGAUGGAUCAACAUCUAUUCCUGUCAAAAUUCUAUUUGACAGUGGGAGUCAGCGGUCUUAUGUCAGUGACCAUCUCAAGUCCAAAUUGGGUCUCAAGUCGCAGAGAUCCGAAACUCUCCACCUUAACACGUUUGGCGAAAAAAGGUUUCGAAGACAGAAAUGUGAAUUACUACAACUGAAAUUAUGCGCAAGCAACGAUGAACAGGUGACGAUUGAGGCCCUCAAUUUCCCAGUAAUUUGUUCCCCAGUAUCUGCAACCAUUAACCUCGACAAUCACCCUCACUUGAAUGGAAUACAACUGGCUGAUAAAUCUAAUGUAAGCGAUCCCAUAGACGUUCUAAUCGGUUCUGACUACUAUUGGGACAUUGUUGGAGGUGAAAUGAUUCGAGGACAGUCGGGUCCUGUAGCAAUUAGUAGCAAAUUUGGAUGGCUUUUAUCUGGGCCAACUACCAAGGAGAAAGGAGAAUUGAAGACCACAACAAAUCUGAUUAUUUCUGGAAGUUCCAAAGGUCCGUUCGAGACAGCCGAAGAUCCAAUCGUGAACACGUUAAGGAAAUUUUGGGAAACCGAAUCCAUUGGGAUUAAGAGUAGUGAAAGGUGUUGCGAAUCAGCAUUUAACGAGAGUGUUCGAUUUAACGGCGAAAGGUAUGAAAUUGAUCUACCAUGGAAAGAUGAGAUGCCUCGACUUCCCAGUGAUUUUGAUUUGUGUGUCAAGCGGUUAAGGUCACUGCAGCGAAGGUUAGUCAGCCAGCCAGACUUGCUAACCGAGUAUGAUGGAAUUAUCCGUGAGCAGUUACAAAAUGGUAUCAUCGAGCAAAUUACCGAGAGUGAGAAAUUCGAUUCGGACAGUAACAGAAUUCAUUACCUACCACAUCACGCUGUUGUUCGGUCAGAUCACGACACAACUAAGUUACGUGUUGUAUACGAUGGCUCCGCAAAGACUAUUGAUAGGCCGUAUUCUAUGAACGAUUGCUUGGAAGUUGGACCAAAUUUCACGCCGCAGCUAAUCGAUAUUCUUAUGAAGUUCAGAUGGCAUAAGAUUGGUUUGACCGCGGACAUAGAGAAGGCGUUUUUAAUGGUCGCUGUAAAUGAAUCCGAUCGAGAUAUGUUACGCUUCUUAUGGUUGAAGGACCCUGCAGACUUGAACUCAGAGAUAUUACAGUUGAGAUUCACGAGAUUAGUAUUUGGAUUACGACCGUCUCCAGCAAUCUUAGGAUCAACUAUACGCCAUCAUCUUGAUACGCAGAAAGACGUAAAUCCUGAACUGAUCGAAAUCCUAAAGAAUUCGUUCUACGUAGAUGAUUUUAUUUCAGGUGCCGAUGACGAAAAGGAAGUGCUUGACCUGACGAACAGUGCCAAAACAGUUAUGAAACGGGGCGCCUUUAACCUUCGAAAGUGGAAUACGAAUUCCUCCAGUGUUCAAGAAAAGUUACCGGAAACGGACAUCCAUACGAAGACUGCUCCAAAACAUUCGAGUGUCAAUGUUGUCGAAGAUGAUCAAUCUUAUUCAGAAUCAGUAACGUGUAAAUCUAUCGGUGUUACCAAUGGCAGCGUUAAGGUAUUGGGUACUAUUUGGAAUAAAUCGUCUGACGAGCUAGAGUUCAAAUUUACCGACCUUGCUGAGGAAGCGAAAGCCCUACCCGCUACGAAAAGAUCGUUAUUGAAAGUAAUUGGCAAGAUAUUCGACCCUCUUGGAUUUCUAAGUCCGUUUAUUAUACGUUGGAAGGUGCUGUUCCAAAUCCUUUGCAUUGAAAAUGUCAAUUGGGAUUCUGAGUUAAUCGGCGAACAUUUAAAUUUAUGGAACACUUUAAUCUCCGAGCUAGAGCGUUUGAACAAUGUUCAUGUACCGCGAUGUUACUUUCAAGAUAACGGUCUAUCGAAGACAAUACAACUGCAUUGCUUCAGUGAUGCAUCUAAGGCAGCGUAUGCUGCUGCUGUUUAUAUUCGAUCCAGUUACUCUGAUGGUCAUAUCGAUGUGAAUUUAGUGACGGCAAAAACGAGAGUCGCUCCGUUGCAGAAGCAAAGCAUCCCAAGACUCGAGUUACUCGGUGCAAACAUUCUCGUACGACUCGCUGCGAAUGUAAAGAACGCCUUGAACUUGUCACAAGAUGUGAUGAUAAUUUAUUGGAUCGAUUCAAUGACGGUUUUGUAUUGGAUAAAAAAUAACAAGCCAUGGAAGCAGUACGUGAUGAGCCGAGUAAACGAAAUUCGUGAGUUGACCAACCAAGAGUUGUGGCGACAUUGUCCGGGUAAGCAAAACGCUGCUGAUCUUCCAUCUCGUGGACUAAACGCAUCGGAACUAACAAACGAAAUCCGAUGGUGGAAGGGCCCUGAAUUUCUUUACAAGCCCGAAGCUGAUUGGCCGCAAACGGCAGAAAGCAAGGAAACAGAGUUUACUAAAGACGAAGUUGUGAAGAAUCCUGUUAAACAGACCCAUGCACUAGCAUCUUCUGCACCCCCGAACAAUUGAGAAAGACGAUGUGUCCAACGUUAAUUUCGAAGCGAUUAUAGACUGUAACCGUUACAGCUCUAAAACGAAACUAUUACGAGUAACAGCAUUAGUUCUGAAAUUCGUGAAACACCUGAAACUCGAAGAGAGAGCUCGUACGACGGAGCCAGUGAAAAUCAACGCAAAGGAGUUGUUAGAAGCAGAAAUGUUAUGGUUAAAGAGCAUACAAUCGGCUGCGUUUGAAACGGAGUUUAAGCUCUUGAAAUCGAAGAAAGAGAAAAAUCAGCUUAUAAAUCAACUCAACUUAUUUCUUGAUGAACGUGAGUUGAUCAGAUGCCAAGGACGACUCGAUAACUCAGAUUUACCUACCGAAGUCAAGACACCCAUUCUAUUACCGUGUAGACAUCGCUAUACGGAGUUUUGUAUUCAAGAGGCUCACAAAAACGUACACCAUAACGGGAUAAGAGAAACGCUUAAUCGUGUUAGGGAGAAGUAUUGGGUCCUCCGGGGAAGAGAAGGUGUAAAAAGAAUUGUCAAACGAUGUGUUGUAUGCAAGAAGAUGGAGGGAAAAUCAUUUUCUACACCACCAGCUCCAGCACUCCCCCAGAGUCGUGUAAGUGACGAUCCACCGUUCGCGAAUACCGGACUGGACUUUGCGGGUCCCUUGUUAACAUCUGAAGACGGUAAAACAGAGAAAACAUAUAUAUGCUUGUUUACGUGUGCGUCAACUCGUGCGGUUCAUUUGGAGUUGCUCAAGAGUAUGUCUGCCGAGUUAUUCCUGCAGGCAUUUCGUCGUUUUACAAGUAUUGUAUUGUAUUGUAUUAAAACUUUAUUUAAAGACACUAGCCCCGUCAACGGUGCGUUGGUUUCCACGGGGGGCGUCUACAAUGUUAAAAAUUACAAAAGAUAUAAGGGAAAAGAAGACUAUUUACAAAUUGGUGUGACCCCAGAUGUUAUGGAAAGACGGAGUUACAAUUUAUUUCAAAUAUAUAUAGUGUUAGAGUUAAGUUUUAAAUGGCUUUUGAACAGGUGCAUUGAUUCUGCCAGUUUCGUAUCGAUAGAGAGACUAUUCCAUAGCUUAGCCCCACUGUAUUUAAAACUCUUUUUUAGGAAUUCUCUUUUAGGCUUAGGAAGAGCCAAAUCUGUAUGACUAUUUCUAAGAUCAUAAUUUGUUUGCAUAUGAUUGCGUCUUAUCAAGGAUUCUUUCAACGUAGGUCCUACGUAAUCCUUCAAGACUUUAAACAUUAAUAUUGCUUUGGUUGUACGUCGUCUUGUCUCUAAAUUGUCCCAAGCAAGAGAUUGAAGAACAUCAGCAGAUCUAAUCUCAUAACUUGCACCGACAAUGAUUCGGGCUGCGCGAUUUUAAAAUUUUUGGAGUUUAUUUUUCAAAUUUUGAUCACAGACGCCCCAAAUGGGAGAACAAUAAUCAAAAUACGGCUGAAUCAGAGCUCGAUAAAUUGUUUGAAGGGUGGUUAUUGGAACAAAGGGUUUAAUACGUCUCAAAGUACCCAGGCCUGCUCCAACCUUUUUGCAAGUCGCCUGAAUAUGUGAAUUCCAGUUAAGAUUUUCAUCUAAAUCGAGACCAAGACAUGUGAAAGAGUGAACUCUGGGGAUGCGUUGGUUAUUUAACAUCACUGGAUGAUCAAAAGUUGUGGAAUUAAUAUGAUGUUUAGAGCCAAUGAACAUUAUUAGUUGCUGGGGCACCUGUGCCAGCAACUAUAGGUUUCGGGUGAAAUUGGUCUCCUUCUCCUUCUUCUUCUCCAUGGAUAGUCGCAAAAUGGAAAUUCCCACUGAUCUAUAUACGAAGCAAUACGUGCAUACAUUUUCGCUAUUUUAACGGUCUUAAAGUCUUCGUAAGUGUAUAAAGUGAACGUCAAAUUGUUCUUUCAAUCACGCUUUUUCUUCUGGGGGCUUUUUGAAAGAAAUCCAUCAAGAAUAUACAGAAUUUUGUCGACGUUUCACUAUCGAGGAGUGGAGUAGAUUCCGAGGUGGAUUAACUGACAAUAACUGUGUUAUUUAUUCGUCGAACCGUUAUUUCUGAACGUUUAUAUUUUUGUUUUGUGAAGUUUUACAUCUAUAUACGCUUUAAUAUGGCUUAUAGUCUUGGUUGCUCCAAUAGUCUGCAUAAAAAUCGUAUUUGUUUACAUGUAUUGGAACUGUCAUAUUUGCAUGCUAGCUCUAUUUUCAAGAAGGCUCAAAUGUUGGCUGUUUUGAAGUGACACACGAGGUACGUGACACACAAUCUUGGAUUGGUAUUUCUUAGAUAGAUGUUUUUAAUUGAUAAACCUUGCAGCCAUUGGCUGUAUUAUGUUAACAUUACAUAAGGUCCAAUUAUUAUUCUGGUUAUAGGAUCUAACCAUUUGAUGAUAUUUAUGUGGCUCUAACAUGUAAUAGCUUCAAUAUUUUGGAGUGUAUUAUUUGAUGUUAAGCCCUUUAGUUAAAAAUCACCAAUUGAAGAAUUGCUAGAACCAAAAGUGAAUACUGGAACUAUCCAUAUUUACCAUGUUGCACCCUCAAUGCCUGGUUACCCCACGUCUUGUCAUUCCCCCCCCCCUCUUUGAGGGCCCUCUUUGUUAGCGAUUCAGUUCUACACCACUGACUGCUAAUAUAAAGUUAUGUAAAAUUUUAAUGCCAAUAGCUCAGGGAGUGCAGUGCUGUGGGAAGCUCUUUUUGAUUGGGGAACUGAAAGCAAUGGCCAAAGGCCCAAGGAAAAUUUUAAAUUUAGAGUCUCUGAAAUGCCAUUUCCUGAACUUUGGGAAGAUUUGACAGAAUUCCGAUGGUCAGAAAACAGCAUUUUAGUAUGUCGAAAUUUACAAUUUCAAACAGCCCCCCCCCCCCUGGUUGCUACGGCCCUGAGGUGAAAUAUAACCACUGUCUAUCGCAUGCAUCAGUUAGGUGCAAAAAGCUAAAUUCCGCACCAAUAAUCCAAUAUAUGCGAUUGUCCAUAUCAUAUAACCCUUUAAGUGGCAAUGUACCCUCAUGUAACCUACUUUAUUAUUUUACUGUGUCUAAUGCCAAGGAUUUUACUCAUCAGGGAGAGAGUGCUGUCAAUCAAUGGGUUAAUUCACAAACGACUCCUUAGUCCUUAACUGUCUGAUAAACAAUUUUUGUGUUUUAAAAUUUGUUAUAAACAAGUUAAAAUAAAAAUACACAAAUCUGUAUUUAUCCUCAAAUAUGAAUAAGGGGUUGUUAUAGCCCAAGGCCCAAAUAUGUACACUUGUGCCACAGUGCCAGCACAAAAUGGGCUAUUUCAGCUUUCAAUUCUGCUGGAAUGAGGUGAUAAAUUUUUAGCUUUGGAAUUCCUCAGGGAUAAGCAAAUUUCUGUGUGGAAUUUUUUGGGGGUAAUCUGGUAAUGGCUAUUUUGAAUGAGAUUUUCUCAGAGGUCAAAUGUAAAAAUUGAAAUUCUUCCAGGGUCUCUCUUCAUGGGUAUUAACAGGAAUUCUUCAGUGGAUCUCUUUUAUGACCUGUAGGAAUUCUUCAGUUCAGCGAUAUGAUGAACUCUUGUGCAACGGACCUGAUUGUGAGAUUCCACUUCAUUGAAAGGACGACCUUAGGGACGGACCAUUAGAAAACCGAUGGGGGGGGGGGAACCCAAAAAAAUUUAUUCCCAGGAAAAAAUUAGGGGAAAAAAUCUUCCCAGGCAUAGUGCAAAAAAAAUUCCUUUCUUGGAAGAUAGGCCUAUAAAUUUUAAUAAAAAAAUAUAUUUCCAGCCAUCAAGUGAGAAAAAAAAUUUCUAUAGGUGUACAAAAAAAAAUAUUGCCUCUUAGAAAAUCCCCCCUCCCCCAUCACUUUUCUAAUGGUCCGUCCCUUAGUUAAUUAAAUUUGCUGUAUACAUUAUGUCGCAACGUGUCACUAUUUAAUAAACUUAUGUACAAUUACAAAUCAAGCCCACAAAUCGUUGGAUAUACUCUUACCGCUCGUUGCAAAUCACGCAGGCGCCUAUUUAAAAAGCCCCAGCAACUUAACGCUCGAGAGAGCGUCUUGUUUUGGUCUUAGUUGGGUGGUGUUGUAAUUUAUUUCUAGAAAGCCAAUCACCGAUUCUACUCAGAUCGUGAUUAAGGUUUUCGGUUAAUUCAAUCAAACUGUUAGAGCUGCAGCAAAUUUGGGUAUCGUCAGCAUAAGGGUAUCGUCAGCACAAGUCGAAGGGGGUUGCCUAGAAAACUUAUGUCUGAUAAUGCAAAGACCUUCAAGGCCGCUGCUAAAGAAAUACGAACCAUUUCUCGUGCUACGAAUGUUCAACGCUACUUAACAGACAAUGGUGUCACAUGGGCGUUUAUAACGGAGAAGGCGCCGUGGCACGGCGGAUUUUGGGAGCGAUUGGUUAGGAGCGUAAAGAGAUGUUUGAAAAAAUCACUUGGGCGUACUUCCCUUACAUUUGAGGAACUUCGAACAGUUAUAGUCGAGAUUGAAAGCACUCUAAACAGCAGGCCGUUGACUUAUAUAUAUGAUGAGCAGGAGGGUGUUUCUUAUCCCCUCACCCCUUCGUGUCUGAUAUAUGGACGGAGAAUUACAACAACGCCAAGUGACAGUCAUUUCGAGAUUGCAUGUACGAAUAAAACAUUGACCAAACGCGCGAAGUAUCAGAAUCGCAUUUUGAAGAAUUUUACGGAUCAAUGGAAGAAAGAGUACCUAGUUAGCAUUCGCGAAGCUUCACGUUCAGAAACUAACAGAAAGGAGUCUAUAGAAGUCGGUGACGUUGUUAUUCUCAAGGAUGGAAACCAACCACGAACCUUUUGGAGGUUAGCUAAGAUUGAAACAUUAAUUCCGAGUAAGGACAAAAUAGUUCGUUCAGUGAUGGUGAAGGUUUUGGGCAACGAUAAGAAGAAACCAAUUCUAUUGCGAAGACCGAUUCAACACCUCAUGCCUUUGGAAGUUCGAAGCAAGUUGGACUAA
This is a messenger RNA of Paramuricea clavata, 9000 nucleotides long. The record is from the annotation of a GenBank genome assembly. NCBI's taxonomy places the organism in Eukaryota, Metazoa, Cnidaria, Anthozoa, Malacalcyonacea, Plexauridae.